AUGCAGAUAGCCUCGUGGAAACGACCCCUCGCUCGCCUUGUUGGCUUCACCGGCAUUGUGCCCGCUCUUCUAACACUGUGUAACGCCUUUACUCAAAGUUUCUGCUUGAUCAAGAUGGGCGCAGACCAUGCAACGUCAACCUGGAGACUGCUAGUAGCUUGGUUCAUCAUAGGACUCAACAUUGUAUUGAGCUCACCUACUUUGCCACUAGCUCUAGUGAAGCUCAGGAUCUUCCAGGGGAAAUUCCGCCCUCGCCUUCGUCUCGUUGGGACAGACGUGCCACUUGUAGACGUGAUAAUUCCCUGCUGCAACGAGUCACUCGAUGUGCUUCAAGACACAAUUCUAGCAGCCAUUGCACUCGACUACCCAGAAGAUCGAUUCCGAGUAAUCGUGACUGACGAUGGUGGAUCUGCACAUCUCAGAGCUUGGGUCGCUGAGCAAGGUCAACACAACCUAUACUACACGGCCCGCGUCAAGAACGGCUCGUCUGGGUUCAAGGCAGGCAAUCUCAACCAUGCAAUUCAAUUUAUCGAAACACAGUUAGCUCCGGAGCCGGCCGAGUUCAUUGCAUCCUUGGACGCCGACAUGAUCCCUGAAAAGAAGUGGCUGCGCGCUAUGACACCGCAUCUAGUCCUGAACCCGAAGAUGGGAGUUGUUUGCCCAACCCAGAGUUUCUACAACUUUCCCAAGAACGACCCCCUUUAUCAAAGCCAGCUCAAUUCGUGGCGUUGUUUGGACAUUAUUCGGGAUAUGGCCGACAUUGCCUGGAAUACUGGGUCCGGCUUCAUUCUACGCCGCCAGGCACUUUCGGAUAUUGGCGGUUUCCCUACCGACUGUCUCGUUGAAGACGUCCACAGUUCGAUGCUGAUGAUGUCCAAGGGUUGGAAGACCGCAUAUGUGGCCGAAUCAUUGCAAUACGGCCUUAUGCCGGAGAGUUUUCUAGGUCACAUAAAACAAUUCACCAGAUGGGUAAGUUAG
This is a messenger RNA of Hyaloscypha bicolor E, 978 nucleotides long. Its product is annotated as glycosyltransferase family 2 protein. NCBI's taxonomy places the organism in Eukaryota, Fungi, Ascomycota, Leotiomycetes, Helotiales, Hyaloscyphaceae. The transcript has 3 exons. The coding region runs from base 1 to 978 and encodes 325 amino acids. The record is from RefSeq and is a predicted model, not a curated record.